Staurois parvus is the source of this 296-nucleotide messenger RNA. Lineage: Eukaryota; Metazoa; Chordata; Amphibia; Anura; Ranidae. The record is from the annotation of a GenBank genome assembly.
UCCAAAUCAAUUCGGAUCAUUCGUUAUGUCUUUUUGUUAUUUUGGAUGCUUCAAGCAUUUAGGGCCAGUGUAUUUUUGAUGCGUUUUACCGCGUUCCAGUACAGUUCUGUGCACAAAAAAAUGCAGCCUGUUCUACUUUUUUUUCUGCAACCAGAACGCACUGGAACUGCAAGCACUGAUGUGAACUAUGACCCUGACAACCAUAUCACCUACUUUCUGUGCGUUUUGGAAGCAGAAAAAAAGCAACUCAAACGCAUGUAGUGUGAACUGGCCCUUAAGGUAACUGAGUUUGCUGG